UAGAGAUCGGUUGGUUCAGCAACUGGGCGUGGUUAACAUAAGCCAAUCAAAAUCUAAGUUUGUUUGACGGGCUUUAAAUUUAACCAAUGGCUGUGCUGCUCCACACGGCUCACACCCGGGGUGGGCGGGGCUUUGAAGACAGUCGCACACUCUUCAACAUGGAGUACAGAAAAUAACCUGAAUCACACCGAAUCUUACAAUUUUCUUUAGGGUUGUUAUUAUUUUUGCCGCCGUACAGGUUCUAAUUAUUCGGACUACCUUGUAAAUACCAUCUUAUCUGACUCGCUAACCCAUUAUACCGUUCAUAUGUUGUAAACUCUGAACUACUUGACAGCUACGAAAACUAUCUGUAACACUUCUAAACUCUUGGUUUCACCCAAAAGGCUGCUUAUUUUUUUCGAGGCUUUCUCCAGCGGGAGGACAAUUUCAAAGCUUAAAAGUAAAAAAAAAAAGUAACUUUGCCUACAGUCGGGUUUAUUGGGUGAGACGUGACAUCGUGUCAAAUUAUUGACUCAAUGCACAAUGCAGCGAGUGUGUCAGCCUCUCUGGGGUCUGUGGGACUGUUGCGUCUGGUUGGGGUGUCCUGGUCCUGGAGUCUGGCAGCAGGCUUAGGGGUAUAUCUGGGCACAAGAAGUUGGAAAUACUUCUAUGUUGCAGCACGAACUGCCAAGAGAGAUCUCAAUGGCCUGUACGUGCUGCUGAGAGUGAAGCUGGCCUUGUGGCGUUACAUGCGCACUGGAAGCAAUAUCCCUUCCAUCUUCGCCCAGACAGUUAAACUCCACCCCAAUAAACCAGCACUGAUCUAUGAGGCCACUGGGGAAACGUGGACCUUUACCCAGCUGGACGAGCUCUCUAAUGCCGUAGGUCACUGGGCAAGAAGUCAAGGAUGGGUCGCCGGAGAUGUAGUGGCCCUCUUCAUGGAAAGCCGGCCCUUGUAUGUGGCACUUUGGCUGGGCUUGGCCAAAGUCGGCGUAGAAGCGGCCCUUAUAAACUUCAGUCUCCGCUGUGAUUCGCUCCUGCACUGCCUUGGGGUAUCAGGAUCACGGGCGAUUGUGUUUGGAGCUGAGCUUGCUGAUGCCAUGUUGGAGAUCAACUCAUCCGUCAGCCAGACUAUGGUACGGUUUUGUGCCGGAGACCUGAGUGCAGAACGUCUGGCCAGUCUAGAUGCUCAGCCUCUGCAUCCACUUUUGGCCACUGCAUCCAGACAUCCCCCGACACCUUGUGUUCCCCACAAAGGCAUGAGUGACCGACUGUUUUAUAUUUACACCUCUGGAACCACUGGACUGCCAAAGGCUGCCAUUGUUGUGCACAGUCGAUACUACAGAAUUGCAGCUUUUGGUCAUUUCGCCUUUCGCAUGCGCUCUGAUGACAUCGUCUAUGACUGCCUGCCACUCUAUCACUCAGCAGGUAAUAUUAUUGGAGUUGGACAGUGUCUAAUCUAUGGCCUCACUGUGGUGGUGAAGAAGAAAUUCUCUGCCAGCCGCUUCUGGGAUGACUGCAUUAAGUACAACUGUACCGUGAUGCAGUAUAUCGGGGAGAUCUGCCGAUACCUGCUAUCUCAGCCAGUCCGCCCAGCUGAGAAGAACCACAAAAUUCGUCUGGCAGUAGGGAAUGGACUGCGCCCCAGUGUGUGGGAAGCCUUCAUGGAACGAUUUGGCGUGGCACAGAUUGGCGAGUUCUAUGGAGCAACUGAGUGCAACUGCAGCAUUGCUAACAUGGAUGGCAAGGUGGGAGCGUGUGGAUUCAACAGUCGCAUUAUCCCGACUGUGUACCCCAUCCGCCUGGUGAAGGUGAACGAAGACACAAUGGAACUUAUUCGGGACAGUAAGGGCCUCUGCGUGCCUUGCCGCCCUGGGGAACCGGGACUUCUGGUGGGUCGGAUCAAUCAGAAGGAUCCUUUGCGGCGGUUCGAUGGCUAUGCUAACCAGGAUGCAACAAAGAAGAAGAUCGCUAACAAUGUCUUCAAGAAAAAUGAUUCAGCCUAUUUAUCAGGUGAUGUACUAGUGAUGGAUGAACUCGGCUACAUGUACUUCCGUGACCGCAGUGGGGACACUUACCGAUGGCGAGGGGAAAACGUCUCUACCACAGAGGUGGAAGGCAUACUCAGCAAUCUUCUUGAUCAAACUGAUGUGGCUGUGUAYGGUGUGGCAGUGCCAGGUGUGGAAGGUAAGGCAGGCAUGGCUGCCAUUGCAGACGCUACUGGAAGUUUCGACUGCAACAGCUUCUUGCAAAAGAUUCAGCGAGUUCUUCCUCCCUAUGCACGCCCGCUGUUCCUGCGAAUCUCCCCACAAGUAGACACCACAGGUACAUUUAAAAUCCAGAAAACCAGGCUGCAGAAGGAAGGUUUUGACCCACGUCUCACAACUGACCAGAUCUACUUUUUGAACAGUAGAUUGGCACGAUACGAGGUCAUGAACGAGGAGCUCUACAGCACUAUAUUGGAGGGAAGAAUGUCUUUAUGAUGUGAAGGGGUCAUAGCAGGAAAGCACAAGUGCCUCAGUUAAACAGUUCUCACAGGUGCUCGAUCGAGAGAAAGAGAGAGAGAGAGAGAGAGAGAGAGAGAGAGAGAGAGAGAGAGAGAGAGAGAGAGAGAGAGAGAGAGAGAGAGAGAGAGAGAGAGAGAAAGAAAGAGAGAGGGAGAGAGAGAGAUUCAAACUAUAAUGUCUACAUCGGUAAGUUCUGUCGUACUUCUGGAUUUUAAGUAUUCAGUGAACAGAUCUGGGAAGAGUAUUAACAUAGAGCACUGUUACAGAUGAUAUUUCAACACUGCUUGAUUAACAAACUAGGAAAUGAUGUUAGGGCAUUUGAUCCCUUUAUUAAUUUAUUUUGAGUUAUUAAAUGAACACCUCAUAAAGCCUUUGAGCGUACCACACACAGUGGAACUCCUCCACAGUUUAUUUCAAAUAGGAUACACGUUACAUUAAUGUUUUUAGGAAAUAAGUGGUAGCAUCAAGUCAAGAGUUUUGUUAUAGAAAAUACUGUGAGCUGCUAGAUUAAUAAUGUGUAGGUUUAAAUGUUACUAUUGUGUUACUCCUGCUUGUUUUAAUGAGUCAAAGACUUAAUUUAAAUACACAACGGCUGCUAGUUCAAAAACAUGAUGAACUCAAGCUAAUCAUUAGAUCUUUAUCGAGUGCCAUGCAUAAAUAUUUCAUUUUAUUUGGUCCUUUAAACAACACUGGCAUGGGUUUGCAAAUUGUGCACUCUGUGUAUGUGCCUUUUAUAAAACUCCAAACGUAUUUUAUAUUUUUAAUGCUUUUUAUGGAAAGGAGUUUACAUACAAAUAUCAGCAAAGAAGCUAACGAACACACCAUGACUGUCAUUUUAUGUAACAAAUCUUAUAGAUGUUAGGUGUUGUGAUUUAAAAACGCUAAGUAUUUUGUUGUAACUCAAAUUAAACAAAUUCAAAAUGCA
Messenger RNA from Austrofundulus limnaeus, 3411 nucleotides. It is a transcript of the gene slc27a1a, whose product is annotated as solute carrier family 27 member 1a. The record is from RefSeq and is a predicted model, not a curated record. Gene Ontology annotation, biological process: long-chain fatty acid import into cell; long-chain fatty acid metabolic process; medium-chain fatty acid transport. Lineage: Eukaryota; Metazoa; Chordata; Actinopteri; Cyprinodontiformes; Rivulidae. Gene Ontology annotation, molecular function: long-chain fatty acid transmembrane transporter activity; oleoyl-CoA ligase activity. The coding region runs from base 516 to 2462 and encodes 648 amino acids. Gene Ontology annotation, cellular component: mitochondrial inner membrane; endoplasmic reticulum membrane; plasma membrane. The transcript is spliced from 13 exons.